AAAUUACAUUAAUAGUAUCGCAGCACCACUAGCCACAUGCAUUUGUAGUUAAAAAUACGGAAAAAUUUUCUAAACUUUCAAAAUAUUAAAAAAUUUAUUUCUGAAGAAGUUACACUUAGUUGAGUUUUAGAAUGGAAGUGGAAAAUAUAAAAAGCGAUGAUUUCUUGCCGCCAUCGGAGUUGAAAAGACCAACCAAACGAUCUGCGAAUUUCAAUGAAGCAAUGCAUGUUGAUGAAGAAUCUCCGUUGCAGGAAACAAAACAAAGAUUUCAAGCCCCACGUGCGAAACGCCAAAAAAGCGAUUUGAGAAGGAUCUCUGUUCCACCACACAGAUAUUCGUCACUUAAAGAGAAUUGGAUGAAAAUUUUCACUCCAGUUGUUGAACAUAUGAAACUUCAAAUAAGAUUUAAUAUGAAAGCGAAACAAGUAGAAAUUCGAAUUAGCAAUGAAACUCCCGACGUAUUGAAUCUACAAAAAGGAGCUGACUUUGUUAAAGCUUUUCUCUGUGGAUUCGAAGUGGAUGAUGCUUUAGCGUUACUCCGUUUAGAAGAUUUAUUCGUAGAAACAUUUGAAGUAAAAGAUGUUAAAACACUACGUGGCGACCACCUAAGUCGCGCUAUAGGACGUUUGGCUGGUAAAGGAGGUCGUACGAAAUUUACCAUAGAGAACGUUACAAAAACGCGUAUAGUUUUGGCGGACAGUAAAAUCCACAUUUUGGGCAGCUAUCAAAAUAUACAACUGGCGCGAAGAGCGAUUUGCAAUCUUAUACUUGGUUCACCUCCUAGCAAAGUGUACGGCAACCUUCGUUCCGUAGCCAGCCGGUUGUCCGAGCGUAUGUGAAAUAAUAAUGCACAUAUGUACAUGCAUAUAUUUGUAUGGAAAAUUUUUGAUCUAUUGUUACAAAUAUUGAUAUUUUAUUUCCUCAUUUAUAGCUUUGUAAAAAUAAGAAGAAUAAGCAUAAAUAAAGUUACAGCUGCCAAUACCAUAAUAAUA
Molecule: messenger RNA, 992 nt
Organism: Anastrepha obliqua
Lineage: Eukaryota; Metazoa; Arthropoda; Insecta; Diptera; Tephritidae
Product: RNA-binding protein pno1
Exons: 3
Coding region: 132-839 (235 amino acids)
Cellular component (GO): nucleolus
Molecular function (GO): RNA binding
Source: RefSeq, a predicted model, not a curated record